This is a messenger RNA of Drosophila persimilis, 858 nucleotides long. RefSeq lists its product as uncharacterized. The transcript is spliced from 4 exons. The record is from RefSeq and is a predicted model, not a curated record. The coding region runs from base 374 to 706 and encodes 110 amino acids. NCBI's taxonomy places the organism in Eukaryota, Metazoa, Arthropoda, Insecta, Diptera, Drosophilidae.
CCUUUUUUGAAUGAUUCACCCUGUAAUUGCAUGUGGCCCCCAUGAACAGUGGGACAAGAACCCUCCACACACACAUGCACACACAGAGGGACUUCUGCAUGUGCAAGAGUACACGUGUGUGUGUGUGUGUCUAGAGAAAGCGAAAAGCCGACGACUGGGGUCCCGAUUCCAGUUCCCGUUGCAGUUGCUUUGCCGAACGGCCAGCCCCAGCAGUUGUUGCCACGUGACACUCGCCACAGGACAUGCAUGUACCACGUGAGGAAGUACAGUGAAAGUUAUGAAGAAAAGCCCCCGCUUUAAGUGAAACUAAAAACCAAUAACGAAAAAUACAAAAAGCAGCACCUGCAAAAACAGGCCAUUACUAACCGAAACGAUGCGAAAGGUGAUCACAGGGCUGCCCUUGGCAUCGCGGUGGUUGCUUCUGGGCUGCUGCCUCCGACUGUCCCUGCUCCUGGUGCCCGCACCGGCCGAUGCACAGGCGCAUCUAACGAAGCGCAGCUACUCGGACCAGAGCGUUCACGGCUAUAUGACCGAGCGCACCUGCUGGUGGAACGAGGUGUGCAAGGAGGAGUUCCAGAGCCUGUUUCGGUGCAAGUGUCCACAGUACUCCUACUGCCGCUCCCCGGGACGCUAUUACAAUGCUUACUGCUCCAUGACGGACACUGGCUAUAUUUGGACUCAGCCCAACUGGGAUUGGGGGUCGUAGAGCACACGUAUAGCCCACGUAAAGCCCACGGAUUACGGCCCUGCUCCACCCACUGCCCAACACCCGCUGUGACGUCAAAGACACUGACUGCUGAUUGUAUGCUUCCAUCUCCAAAGUGGCCUCCAAACUCCAAAUCGAUUCUCUAUUCAUUG